UUUAUUUACUGUGUAUUAAUAGCAGCGACUGUUAUUGGUAACGGUAUCGUAUUGUUUAUAUUUUAUAAGAGGCCUAGUUUGCGUAUUCCUGUUAAUUUCUUCAUCAUUAAUUUAGCAAUUACCGAUAUUUUAACAGGCCUAACCAGACAACCAAUUAUUGUUAUCGAUUUGUUAAGUAGAGGAGAGUCAUUUAUUCAUACAAUCUGCGGCUUAAGUGGGGUAACGCUAUGUGUAUGUUAUGUCGUCACAAUCUUUACCUUGCUUGCAACAGCACUAUGUCGCUAUUUGGUUAUUGUACGCUCUUACGGUAGGAAGUUAUCGACGAAAGUUGUAGUAAUAAUUAUGUCUUUUAUCUGGGUUUAUGGAACAAUCGAUUGCUUAUUACCCAUCUUUGGUUGGAAUCGCUAUGUGUACCAACCCGAAGAAUACACUUGUUUACCUGAUUGGCAAGAUUCCAAAGGCGCCAGUUAUAUCAUUUAUAUUCUUAUCAUAGAUUCUUUAAUCCCUUGGACAGUAACUGCAGUAUGUUAUACCGGUAUUUAUUUAUUUAUUAAAAAACAUGUUCAUCACAUGCUUGGACAUCUUCAAGCUAACACUCUUACAGUCCAUCAACAAUUACAUUGCCAAGCAUUACAAAGGGAAGUCAAAAUUACUAAAGUCAUGUUUCUUUAUUUUCUAACAUUUAUUCUAUGCUAUAUGCCAUACUGCUUGACAAUGUUUAUUUUAGUUCCAAAUAAUUUCCACAUUUCCCAUCAUUUGGUUUUUUUUGUUGGUUGCUUAAUCAAUUUGAAUAGUGCAAUUAACCCAGUAUUAUAUGCUCUAUCGUCAAAGAAAUUUAGAAAAGCGUAUAACGAGAUAUUU
Molecule: messenger RNA, 861 nt
Organism: Trichoplax adhaerens
Lineage: Eukaryota; Metazoa; Placozoa; Uniplacotomia; Trichoplacea; Trichoplacidae
Exons: 1
Biological process (GO): G protein-coupled receptor signaling pathway
Cellular component (GO): membrane
Molecular function (GO): G protein-coupled receptor activity
Source: RefSeq, a predicted model, not a curated record